Molecule: messenger RNA, 528 nt
Organism: Ylistrum balloti
Lineage: Eukaryota; Metazoa; Mollusca; Bivalvia; Pectinida; Pectinidae
Exons: 3
Coding region: 1-528 (175 amino acids)
Source: RefSeq, a predicted model, not a curated record
AUGGAGGAAUUUGUUUCAAAUUUUGGAUUCUUUUCCGCAGACUCGAACUCAGGAGAAGCACCUGUGUUAGAGGUUAACUGCAACAAAGACCACGGUGACACUGAAACUACCCAUGUACCUUACUGGAUGAGAGCUUUAACACCUGAUAUGAGUUAUUUAUUGAGUGACAAGAAAGGUUAUUCCCGAACAUCAAUAUUGUCAGAAUAUUCCUUACUGCGAGAGUCCGACUCUUCGUCGGACGAGGAGGAGGACUUAUGGACAGAGAGGUCACCGAUAAUGAAAGAGGGGGGAGGUGACUCCGAGGUCGUGGAAGUUCACAUAGUAAAUGACGAUGAGGAGAUCCACACAGAAACUAUACAGAAAGUGAAAGACGAUAACCUGGUGAACAUCCCACCCGUGUGGAGAUUUAUCCAGGGACUUCUUAUCGUCCUUAUCAUUGGACUAGUCAGCUUUCUACUCAUUCGGUUCGUCAAGCGGCCCUGGGAAAACUCGGCACCAGUCACGCAUCACGACAUCCAUGUCACGUGA